Molecule: messenger RNA, 332 nt
Organism: Laccaria bicolor S238N-H82
Lineage: Eukaryota; Fungi; Basidiomycota; Agaricomycetes; Agaricales; Hydnangiaceae
Exons: 4
Coding region: 108-332 (74 amino acids)
Source: RefSeq, a predicted model, not a curated record
AGUGAAUGAAAUAUUUAUUGAAAUCACACAGGAUUAAUUAUGAAAAAAGCAAUGAAAGCGCCCAAAAUUCCUAAUGAAAUAUUCAAUGAAAGUGCACACCAUUAAUUAUGAAAAAGGCAAUGAAUACACCUAACCCAGUGAAUGAAAUACCUAUUGAAAGCGCACAGCAUCGUCAAAGCCACCAACUGAAGAUUCCAGCUGGUUGGCUGCCGUUGAAGAUGUCGGAUGGGUGCUUGACGGGCUAUUGGGUGUCGGUUCGCCGCUGGCUCCAACUUCGAAGCCAUCAAGGUCACGUCGACGCUAGGUGGUUGAAUGCAGGCUCUAUGCAAUAG